Cylicocyclus nassatus is the source of this 475-nucleotide messenger RNA. The record is from the annotation of a GenBank genome assembly. Lineage: Eukaryota; Metazoa; Nematoda; Chromadorea; Rhabditida; Strongylidae.
GUUUUAGUGACCUAACCGCCGACGAUCUUCCCAUGCUUGAAAACAUCCGCGAUCGAAGUCUGUCAACCAUCCGCGAGAAGUACGGUGUACGACCGGAUCAGAUCAGAGCCUAUUUCCAUUACCAACCAUCGUUCUUUCACCUGCAUGUGCAUUUUGUUAGCUUGAAAUAUGAUGCCCCAGCCAGCACAACCUUGAGUGCGGUGUUGCUUGAUGAUGUCAUCAGCAAUCUGCAGCUCGUUCCUGACUAUUACAAGAAGGCCACCCUCACAUUUACCAGGAAAGCUUCAGAUAAGUUGUUAGAGAUGUUUAGAGAGGCUGGUCGUUGCGAAAAAUGAUUUGUUAUUUUAUGGGUGUACCUAUUUAUGUACUUGUUGAUGCAACUGGUUUUGUGUGGACUGAUACUCACCAUUUUUGUCUUAGACAGUGAUUCGUACUUUUUAUUUCUUAUGAGCGUACUUUUUUAGGAAUAAAGAGC